AUGCCAGAACUCGACAGCAGUCUGCUGUCCAAUUGGAAAUGUGUCGCAGCAUGCACCCUGGUCUCAAUGUCAACUUUUCAAUACGGCGUUGACUUUGGCGCCAUCGGUGGACUGCAAGCUAUGCGUGGCUUCCUUGAAGUCUUUGGACAUCCUGAUCCCGCUAGUCCAACUGGCUGGAAUAUCUCGACUGAGCGACAGCAGCUUAUGUCCUCUCUAAUGACUCUGGGCGCCUUCGUUAGCUCAGGAUUUGCAGGAGUUGGGGCGAAGAAAUUAGGAAGACGACACUGUUUGUGGCUAGCCAGUGCGCUUUGCUGUAUCAGUAACAUUGUCAUGAUGACUACGACAAACACGGCAGGAUUGUAUGUUGGCAGACUGUUUAUUGGACUUGCGAAUGGCUGGUACAUGACAUUCUCGCAGUUGUAUAUUCAGGAAUCUGCACCAGCCCAUUAUCGCGGUCUUCUUAUAUCCGUAUAUCAAAUAUGGGUUUCGAUAGGUACCCUCGUAGGCACCGUGGUCGACAACGCAACGCACGAUAUGAACGGUCGCAAAUCGUACCUCAUCCCAUUAGGGGUGAUAUUCAUCGUCCCAUUCCUCAUGUCCGUUGGUUUGUUCUUCAUCCCCGAAUCCCCACGUUGGCUCGUUCUGGUCGGGAAGAAUGAACAAGCUGAGAAAUCGCUGCUUUGGAUGCGUCCGAAUCCAGCGAAUGUACACAUCGAAGUUGUCGAGAUGAAGGCAGCCAUCGAUGCCGAGAAAGCUGUCAAUGCUAGUGCAAGUUUCAUGGAUAUCUGGAGGAACCCAGUCGACCGUCGACGCACACUGCUAUCUAUUGCCGCAGUGUCGACUCAAGCUGCAUCUGGUGCCAUGUUUGUAAUUGCGUAUGGCACAUACUUCUUCCAGAUGGCAAACGUCGGCAGCCCAUUCAUGAACACGUGUAUCUUAAUUGCUGUCGGUAUCGUUGCGGUAACGGUCAAUAGCUGUAUCAUCUCCAAAGUUGGACGGCGGCGCGUUUUCCUUAUGACCGGUCUAUCGAUUUGUGGUAUCACCCAGAUGAUCAUUGCAGCUGUUUACCAUGUUAAUCCUCGCACUACUCGCACGGGAAAGAUAAUUGUUGGAGUUUCGGUGGUUUACAUUUGCGGAUACAACGGCAUGAUUGCGGCUUAUUCGUGGCUUGCUGGCGGAGAAAUCCCAUCACAGCGGUUACGGUCAUAUACCUUCGGCGUUGCAUCUGCCGUUGCCUUUGCCGCUGCUUGGCUCACCACUUUUACAGCACCCUAUUUUAUCAAUCCUGAGUCUCUCAAUUGGGGACCAGAAUAUGGUUGGAUCUGGGGACCAUCCUGCUUUAUCACAGUCGUAUGGGUCUACUUCUAUCUACCAGAGAUCAAGGACCGCACACUUGAAGAGGUCGAUGAGAUGUUUGAAGCGAGACUUCCAGCACGCAAGUUCAGAAAGUAUGUAUGUGUUGGUCAUUAUGUACAAGGUAGAGAUGAGAAGAUCGAACGGAGUGACAGCGAGAAGAACGAAGCUGUACAUCAGGAAGUUGUUAGCGUGGGGAAGCGUGACUAG
Messenger RNA from Bipolaris zeicola 26-R-13, 1563 nucleotides. RefSeq lists its product as uncharacterized. The record is from RefSeq and is a predicted model, not a curated record. Gene Ontology annotation, biological process: carbohydrate transport; transmembrane transport. The transcript is spliced from 5 exons. Gene Ontology annotation, molecular function: carbohydrate:proton symporter activity. NCBI's taxonomy places the organism in Eukaryota, Fungi, Ascomycota, Dothideomycetes, Pleosporales, Pleosporaceae. Gene Ontology annotation, cellular component: membrane. Bases 1 to 1563 code for a protein of 520 amino acids.